Molecule: messenger RNA, 6935 nt
Organism: Haliotis rufescens (red abalone)
Lineage: Eukaryota; Metazoa; Mollusca; Gastropoda; Lepetellida; Haliotidae
Product: PDZ domain-containing protein GIPC1-like
Exons: 5
Coding region: 407-1426 (339 amino acids)
Molecular function (GO): protein binding
Source: RefSeq, a predicted model, not a curated record
UUCACCACAUAGACAUGUCUUGCACAUACCGCAUAUAAUGUUGAAGACUAGCCAAUCAAAGACACUGACUUGACUGACAUUGGAAAGUGUUUCGACUUCAGUGUCACAUACUGAAAGUUGAUAAUUGUUGUACCUGACAGGUGAAUUCACCUUAAUUAACCAAGGACAGGUAUACCCCAGCGGGUGGGUAGGUAAUUUUGAAAGGAGCGUGAUUGUGUUGACGCACCUGAGUUAAUCAUUGCUCCAGCCCCGCCCAACCGUGAUCGACAUACGCAACUUCCGUCUUACCUCAGGUCGGCCAUAUUCUAUGAGCGAGGAUACGUGACGGCAACAACUAUUACCACAGAAAGGGAUCGAGGAGACACUGACACAUAUCGGAGUUUAGGUUCACAAAAGACUAUCAGAAAUGCCUAUAUUUGGUAAGAAAAACAAAAGUAAGGAGAAUUUGACACAAAAUCAACAAUCUCCGUCCGAUGAAGCGCCCCGCCCUGCGGGUAGCCCCGAAACAAAUGGAGGUGGGAAAGUGGCGAAGGACAACUCCCCUGCUCAACCACAGCCUAGGCCCAAACUCGUGUUUCACUGUCAGCUAGCACAGGGCUCCCCCACCGGUAUCAUACAAGGAUUUACCAAUGUGAAAGAACUGUACCAGAAGAUAGCAGAAUGUUAUGAGAUGCCUGUGUCAGAAAUUUUAUUCUGCACAUUAAAUACACACAAGAUAGAUAUGACAAAGUUAUUAGGAGGGCAAAUUGGCCUAGAUGACUUCAUAUUUGCCCACAUAAAAGGUCGGCCAAAAGAAAUGGAUGUCACAAAAUCUGAGGAUGCCCUUGGACUGACUAUUACGGAUAACGGUGCUGGCUACGCGUUCAUUAAGCGGAUCAAGGAGGGGAGCAUCAUGGACCGUGUGCCACUGAUCACUGUAGGAGAUCAUAUCGAGAAGCUUGAUGGCAAGAGUCUUGUGGGAUGCCGACAUUACGAAGUCGCCAAGAUGCUGAAAGAGAUCCCUAAAGGAACGACGUUCACACUGAGGGCCGUGCAACCUGAGAUGUCAGGCUUCUCCCAUAUAGGAGCAUCGUCAGGCGGCAAGAAGAAGGCUGACUUUGGCUCUGGGAAGCAGACUCUGAGACUCCGCGCCAAUGGACCUGCCACGGUGGAGGAGGAUGAUGAUGUGAGCAGCAUUGCCGUGGACAAGAUCAACAAUCUUCUAGAGUCGUACAUGGGCAUCAAUGACACGGAUCUGUCUCAGAGCAUAUGGGACAUGGGCAAAACCUGCGACAACCCCAGCACGUUUGCCAUCAACGUAGACGAAUCGGAGUUUAAAGAGUUUGGAUUUACUGAUGAUUUCAUCUUCGACAUGUGGGGAGCGAUAUCAGAUGCUAAGCAAGGACGUCUGAAGGCAGCAGCGAAAGAAUUUAACGAACAGUUUUAGAUCCCCACCCACUACAGAGCGCAUUAGGAUUAUAAUGCUCUUUUGUAUCUAGCAUUUGCCAGACCUGUGCGGACACAGCCAUCUGGCAACAAUAUAUUCUUUGCGUCCACAGAGGCGUUGUCUGUCACAUUCACAUGAAUGUACAAUAUAUCGAGGAUAUGUUAGCAUAUUAGGGUUUGUCCAUCAUUUGUCUCUCUUACAGUCCCAUAUUCAAUGAUUAAUAACGAUGGGUAUUGAAAGUCUGAAGCGUGUCACAAAAUAUUGCGAUACGCAAGGCUGUAUUGCGAUACGUAUCAUGAUAUCAUGUAUAAUGCCAAAUUUUGAAUUCAGUAAGAAAAAUUCAGCUUCAGGUCUAACUUCUUUCAUAUGUUAACAUUUUGUCCACGCAGAAACUGUGACUGAUGCCAUGUUAGGAGCCACAAUCGUUGCCAAGUAUUGUUGGUUGAAAUGUCGAAAUUACAAAUCUGCCUAAGGGAGGUAACUAAAAACUAAUCACGAUCUUUGUGAGAAACAAAUUACUUUGGAAUAACGUGAACAUUUUAAAGGUAUUGCCAAGGUUAUCACAAAACGCAUUGCCAAAAUUGAUAUUUGCAAUCACCUGAUACACGGCCCGUUAAACAUAAUAUCGUGAUACGUAUCCUUGAAAGAACCAAUUUACUUGAAUACUAGGAAGACUGCAUACACUUAAUCAUUAGCAACUAAGAAGUAUAGGAACCCGGAAGGGUAAGAACUGCGUAUGUUAAAUAUGCCUAUAUUGAUGGGACCUGCAUGGUGCCUUUAAGAUCAGCAUGACUGGCUUCAUCUCCAUAAUAACUGCACAGUCAGACCCACCGUUGCAGACUGACCUUGAGACAACGUAGACGUUGACCUGCCAGGGAGGAACCCUUCCCAGGCUAUUUAUUAUAAAGUGUAUAUAAUCUAUAUGAUCCAAUGCUUGUUAAUUUGAAGUAUUGUAUACGAUGUCUACCCCUUGUUAGCUAACGUUAGACAUAAUGGGGGAGUGUUUGUUACUGUUGUGUUUUCUUAUGCAAGUAGCAGUUUAUUACAAGGGAUGAAACACCACAAGCGGCAAAUGAUUGUGUGUUUUUAUCUGCUGCAACUUCAAGCCUGACCACUCAUAUGCUUGCAGGAAUUAAUGGUGGAAUAUGAUUGUCUUUCAAAAUAGCGAAAAGUAUCACAUUGUUUCAUGGUUGUCGGUGUAUUGUGGACAGUCGCAACACAUGACCUAAUAGGGUUAAAUUUCAUUCUGAAAUAUUGGGUCUUAUUCAAUUUGACCAUUGGAGACAAAAUAGUAUACCUCACUGUAGAAUUGUAUCCCCUUGCCCUGCAGGAUCUGCUAGCUGUUUGUUACAUUCCCAGUUAGGCCCUUGUUACCAUGACAACCAGAAAACCAAAGUUCCUGAUAUGGCAUUGGACAAUAUUUACUCAAUCACGACAGUACCGUAAGUCAUCUUUGUUCCACCUGAGACGUCCAUGAAACAAUGUUUCAGUCUAGCUGUAGGGUAUUGUAUAUAGACAUCUGAUAGCCUCCUUUGACGCAUGCUGCCAUGCCUUGCAUUGUGUAUAUAUGGUCUCCUGCGCUAGCAUCUUGUAUAGAGAUCACAACCCCAAAUGCACUUUGAGCCAUGCUCAUUGAACAAAUGAACGACACUUGUUAAAUAUUUAUUUGAUUUUAAAAAUCCUAUUAUGUAUUUUCAUACAGUGUUUUAUUCAUAUAGUUACCGUUUCAAAUUCUUUUACUCUUUUUCUGGCAAUAAUAAUGAUGCAAACGUUUAAAUUAUGUACCUGCCUUAAAAUGGCAUUUUGGAUAAAUGUCAUUUCAGAUCAUGCGUCUAAAGUCUUGUAAUUACAGCUGCCAGUAUGAGUGAUUUUAGUGAACCACUUUCAGUUUUACUCUCACCCACCCAAUGUUAAUCAAUGGAUCCCUUAGUAAUGCCAGUUAAUGAGUAAUGGUCACUCAAUAUGGUCCAAAUUCCAGGCACCAUCGACAUCAUCCCCAACAUUUCCAUACCUUGAUUACUAUUCCGCCAAAGUUAGGAGCCCAUCUACACAAUAAAUGUCAUUUCAUCAGAAUUAUGUAUUUCAUAUCUUGCAAGGAUGUUUGAUGUAUGUUUAAAUAUUUUUGCACUUUUUGAGGUUGUGGUUACCAUGGAACUGGUCAAGAGAGCAGGUUUCACUUUGGUCAGUUGGUCCAGGUAACUUACAACCCUUUUCUAAAAUCUUUACUCUGAUUCACAUUGUCGAUACAGGUUUGUAUGCACUAUGUUCCUCCAUUGGCCAUACAUACAUUCAGCGCUGUGGAGUAGUUGCCGUUUUUAGCCAACGAAUCAAACAUUGGCCUGGAUCCAUUGAGAUGGAAACAAUGGCUGUGUUCAGAUAACAUCGGCAAUAUUUCUUGUGCAACGUGCUCUUGCCUUGUGGUCUCCACCCUACACAUGGUUAAUAUCAGGCAGUGGUGAUGUCCACACAAAGUUUAUUCACAGUGCUCAGAGAAAUAGGGGCUGUGGGGUAACCAAGUGGUUAAAGCAUUCGCAUGUCGCGCCAAAGACCCGGGUUCGAUUCCCAGCAUGGGUACAAUAUGUGAAGCCCAUGUCUGGUGUCCCCCGCCGUGAUAUUCCUGGAAUAUUGCUAAACGGGGCAUAAAACCAUACUCACUCACUCAUUUGAGUAAUAUGGUUCCUUUUUGUUACUUGACUGAAGGGGGUAGCCUAGUUGUAAAAAUGCCUGCUUGUCACAAGGAAGACCAGGUUCGAUUUCCCACAUGGGUACAAUAUGUGAAACCCAUUUCUGGUGUCACCCGCUGUGAUAUUGGUGGAAUAUUGCUAAUAGCCGCGUAAGAACAUCCUCACUCACUCACUCAACUGAAAACAGGCACGUGCCACUACGUCACACCCUGCAUAACAUCCCGAUGUAUUCCCAGGUGGAGGAACAUAUUGGCAGGUAUUUACGAUGCUUGAUUAGCGAUGUAAUCUUUUGCUGUUAACAGUUCCUAAUCACAUUAACUCUUAUUCCUAGCCCUGAAAAUUGUAGUUGCAACUAAAAUGCCACUCAAAGCCAUCAUCGACAUCACACAUACUUCUCAACUGUAAGUUCAUUGGAACCCUAUCUUUAAUUCAAAAUGAUGAUCAGUUUUGGUGUAUCACAGAAUGAAUUGAAGAUCAUUUUCAAAAGUUGGUUAGAAAAGAAAACAUACUGGGGCCCUGUUCCACAAAUCAUAGCGCAACAAGUCUGUUUUCCUGUAGGAGUUACGAUCACCUCAGCACUAUGAACGCUUUGUGGAAUGGACACCUGAUCAACAGAAAUGGAAUAUCUUGUUGAGAAACUCAUCACAUUCGACCACAUUAAACUUGAUUUUUGCUCGCUGAUGUUUAUUUUAAAAACCACGAAGACACAUCUGUAUCAGCCCAUGUAUUCUCGUGAUGGCUUGUUCCGAGUUUCCACAGUUUGUCUGUCUCUGCACAAAGCCCCAUGUUGAUAACAGCAUAAUUUCUAAAUCUAUUCCUCUAGGUCCUGUAUAUAAUUCUUGUGUAUCGCAUCUAGGGAAUUGGAAUGCGUUUUAGUCAAUGUUUAAUGUUUCCCGUAAAUACAUGGAAAGGUUACAUACAGAGCAAUUCUGUCCCAAGUUUUGUAAUUGUCACAUUCUACAAAAUAAAUUGUCUCACAAUUUUAUUCAUUUGAUUUUCGCUUUCUUAUGGAAUUGGUAUUUGCCUUUUGCUUGUGGGUAUGAAUUCAAACUACAGUUGACAGUACUCCAGGAGUGACUACCAUUUGUUCACCUCAUUAUUGAGAGAAGUGUUGAACAUGAAAGUUUUCAAAAUAUAAUUUUUUGUAUGUUUCACAUCCAAUGUUAUGACAAAUUAUAGAAAUUUUGCGCAUUGUCUAUUUAUGUUUAUAAAUUGUGUUGUGUGUAUAUUUUACUGAUGGAUUGUUUCACAAAUGUUAAGUUGUGGAAAAAAUUGUCCGAUGUAUCGUGUGUGUAACUUUUUAUGAAUGUAUCCACGGGACUUAAUUAAAAAAAGGGACAGGAUAUUAUCCCAGUAGUAGAAGACCAGGUAUGACAAGUUUUCUAAUCAGAACUGAAGACAAUAAAUAUCUUACAAAUACUCACUGAAAUAUAUUCUUUUGUGUAAAUGGCCUGCCCAGAACUCUCACUUACUUCCCAGUUCAGGAAGAAAAGUUCAUGCUAGGUGUUACUGACUUAAGAAGGGAGGACGAAGAAGGAACAGGUUAAAUCAGGACAAUAAUACGUAGUCAAGGACAUUAAAGGAAAGACUUCUUCUCUCGUGGCUGCCAGCGCCCCAGUGCCCCACCAAUUUCGGUGGCAUGUCUUCCAUGACAAGGGCAGGUAACUCUAAAUCAGAUUUCAGUGGCAUGGCUCUAUUUUUUGUGACAGGUGAACUUUUCUGUUCCAUUCUUACAGAAAACCAAAGGCCAUCAUACAAAAAUGCCAUGUUUCAAAAUGCCAUUAAAAAGAUGGGACUGUUUGGUUUAUGCCCCAGAUAACUGUGUUAGCUAGACAGUAGCCAGCAAUGUGCCGUGCCUGUCUGAUGAAGCAGUCGUACAAUCUCCCUUAGCUCCUGUUCAGAAGCUUUGAAAAUGGUGUUUGCUCUACCAUUUUUUCCAUUUCGACGUGUUUUUUUUGAUAUUCUUCUCUAAAAUGUGUUAAUAAAUUUGAUACAGUGCUAUAUUGAGUAUUUGGCCGGUCCUUAGAGACCAAUAAGAUGUGACCUUGCCUAGACCUAAUGACUAAAGCCUGCAGUCAUAUAAUUUUGAAAUAUGAAACAAAUAGGGGAUAUGAAUGAUUUAAAGAAUUUUGAAACUUCUAUAUUUGAUUUUGCCUCAUUUUAUUCACAGGUGCUUAAGUUUUCUAAAACUGAUGCUCUAUGUUAGUUCUUUAUAGCAUUAUUUUGAAAUUGAAGAAACCUUUUUUCAAGAGUUUGUUGUUAGAUGAUAGACAAGUAUCUUGUUUGUGACUGGUUUUCGAGCUUUGGCCAUUCAUACUGAACAAAAAAGAGGGAUCAUGAAGGUUUUUGGAUAUUUGUGUAUAAUUGUGUGCUCAGUCGUCACUACAGAAAAUAAUCACAAAACAUAUUCAUAAUCCCUCAUUAAAAACAUUCAGUCUAUUUUUAGCAAGAGCUUAGUAAUUUCUACAAUGUAAGAAUACCUGGAGCUGUUGAAGAAUCCAGUUUUGUGUCAAUAUGACUGUAAAGUGACCUAAGUGGUGAUGUAAGGUCACAGAUAUAUUUUUAUUACUAUCAGGUAGAGUUUAGAGAGUGAUUUAUUUGGUUUUCAGUUGUUGGUUAAUACUGUAAUGUUAAGCAUCUGUUGGAGUUUGUCACGUUAACUGGGAAAGUCGCUAACUGUGUAGUGUCAGAAAACCAUGGUUAUUGAAUAUCGACAUGUCUGUUAGGAAUACCAAAGUAGAUUGUAAAUGUAUAUUGUGUGAUUUGACAAUAUGCUUGGUCUGUUCUCCAUGUUGGACAAUAAAGUUUUCAUCACACAUUCACAA